Molecule: messenger RNA, 1097 nt
Organism: Aethina tumida (small hive beetle)
Lineage: Eukaryota; Metazoa; Arthropoda; Insecta; Coleoptera; Nitidulidae
Product: 2-oxoglutarate and iron-dependent oxygenase domain-containing protein 3-like
Exons: 4
Coding region: 115-1050 (311 amino acids)
Cellular component (GO): membrane
Molecular function (GO): L-ascorbic acid binding; iron ion binding; oxidoreductase activity, acting on paired donors, with incorporation or reduction of molecular oxygen
Source: RefSeq, a predicted model, not a curated record
CCCUUUAAAAUGUCACUCUGAUAUUCUCUGCUUAUUAAUUUCUAUUUCCUGUUUUAUGAAAUAAUCAGCGUAUAAAAAUUUACAUUGUUUCUAUAUGUUAAUAACAAAUAAAAAAUGUCGAAUUCGGAGGUGGUUAAACGUAACGUAAAAUCCCAAAAAAAGUCCACAGAUGAAUCUCCAGCUCCGAAAUACGGCCCUUUACCCAAAGUAAACGGACAUAGAAUUUGGAGUAGGAGUGUUUUAAUAUUAGGUAUUCUUUUGUAUGUUUGGUAUACUUCGAAAGAUACCAAUUAUAAAAUACUAGCCAAACAAGCUGAGGUUUAUGAACAGAGACAUCAAACUGUGGACUGUGAUACUAGCUAUCUUAAUGAGAUUAAAAACUUUAAGGGAUGUUAUCCUAAGAAAUGUGGUAGAUAUGUAUCUGACAAUAUUGUCAGGCCAAACGAAGCAGAAACCCUGCUACAUUUAGCACAAAAAGUUAUGAUUCUUGGUGGAUCAAAUGGUGGAGCAACAAUUUUAGACUUACAUUCCGGUGCAUUGUCGCACGGCGACAAAUUUAUAAACGUAUAUUCCUUCGAAAAAUCCAAGCAAAUUCUUACUUCCGAAGAUUUAGCAGUAUAUAAAACGGUGAGAAGUAACAUUCAAAAUGCAGUCGCAAAUUACUUUGGCCUACAACCAGAUAGUUUGUAUCUGACACACCCAACUUUUUUCUCACGGUUAAAUAACAAGGAUGCGAAAACAGUUCAUGACGAAUACUGGCAUGAACAUGUUGAUAAGGAAACAUAUGAAUCUUUUCAUUACACUACGUUGGUGUAUUUAAAUGACUACAACGUCGAUUUCAAAGGUGGUAGAUUUAUUUUUGUUGAUCCUGACAAGAAACAGAACGUCACUGUUGAACCAAGGAGAGGAAGAGUGUCUAUGUUUACAUCUGGAGCUGAAAAUCCACACUUCGUUGAAAGAGUCACCGUCGGUACUAGGUUUGCCAUAACUGUUUCAUUUACUUGUGAUAAAUCCAAGGCAAUAAAUGAUCCAGUCUUACAAAAUAAGUAGUUAAUUUAUUUGAUGUAUGUGCAUUGAAAAUAAAAGAGUGUCUGUUA